This is a messenger RNA of Scleropages formosus (Asian bonytongue), 4326 nucleotides long. It is a transcript of the gene ldb3a, whose product is annotated as LIM domain binding 3a. Gene Ontology annotation, cellular component: stress fiber; filamentous actin; adherens junction. Bases 179 to 2215 code for a protein of 678 amino acids. Lineage: Eukaryota; Metazoa; Chordata; Actinopteri; Osteoglossiformes; Osteoglossidae. Gene Ontology annotation, molecular function: muscle alpha-actinin binding; actin binding. The record is from RefSeq and is a predicted model, not a curated record. Gene Ontology annotation, biological process: heart development; actin cytoskeleton organization; muscle structure development. The transcript is spliced from 17 exons.
GGUGAUCCUCUUUUGUUCUGGGAGGACUGGAGCACCGUGGAGCGCUAUAGUCCCCGUCCUGAAGGAAGGAUCAUCCAGAAGCCUGCAUUUGACUGCCUGGUGCCUACCGCCCUUCACCAAGGGUUUGAAGGACAGAGACGUUGAAGAGCCAAACUGACGUGAAAAGGGUUUUUUGAAGAUGAGCGCUUACAACGUAAUGCUGAGUGGUCCUGCCCCAUGGGGCUUCCGGCUGCAGGGGGGCAAGGACUUCAACAUGCCCCUCACCAUCUCUAGGAUUACUCCAGGGAGCAAAGCAGCACAGGGCAACCUGAUCCCGGGUGACAUUAUCGUGGCCAUCGACGGGGUCAGCACGGAGGGCAUGACCCAUCUGGAGGCUCAAAACAAGAUUAAGUGUGCCAGCUUCAAUCUUUCCCUCACCAUGCAAAGGUCAAAACGCCCAGCUCCAAUACCCACUGUUCCAAUGCCCACAAGAAUUGACAUCUCCAAACCCAUCAUCCCACACCAGAAGGUCAUCAUCAACACCCCUGCCAACAAUGAGUACGUUCCCAGCUUCAGCCCCAGUGCAUUGAAGGACUCCGCCUUGUCUACCCACAAGCCCAUCGAGGUCAAGGGUCCCGGUGGCAAGGCAACCAUCAUUCAUGCCCAGUACAACACCCCUAUUAGCAUGUACUCCCAGGAUGCUAUAAUGGAUGCCAUAGCUGGCCAGGCUCAGGCCAGAGGCAGUGAUUUAUCCAGCAGCGACACCCCAGCUAUCAGCUCUCCCCUUGCUACUCCUGUUGAGCAUGCCCCAGUCUCCACAAGCCCAACGCCUGCUUCUCUGCCCGCUGCUGCUGCUUCGCCCAGCCAACCUGCUUCCGCACCACAGAGCCUUGCCGAUCAGGUGCCGCCUUCUCCUCCUGCCGCCCAGACUCCGGUGGCUGCUACCCCCACCUCAAAGAGCUCGAAUGCACCCCCAUCCUCAGCGGCCCCAUCUUCAGGACCUCGCCACCUGUCGCUUGCUGCCUCUACUAUCUCCUCUGCUCUCUCUGCACAGUCUAGAAACUAUGUUAGUAAGCCAGGGCCACCACCGACCUCGGCACUGGAGGCCCUGCCAAUCACCCCUGUCUUCCGCACCCGAUCUCUGCCCGAACGAACACCCACUCUGCCCUCUGGGAAGCCCAAGCGCUUGAGCUUCAACAUGCAGACUUCCUCUGGUUACAGCUCCCAGUUCAAAUCCACCCCCUCCAGGCCCUAUGGCCAACCCCCAUCCCUGCAGCAAAGUUCCAUCGAGAUCCCCAUGGGCCCACCCCCAGCCAAGGUUGUCAGCACAGCCACCAUUGUGCCUACCGCCUACCCUGCUGCUCCAGCUCCAGCCCCAGCCCCCAUCCACAUCCCUGCUCCAGCCCCUCCUCCUGCCGCCUCUGUUCCCACCGCAUCCGGCAGGCCUCCCUGGAUCUCCGACAGCAGCUUUGCUCAGAAGUUUGACCCUAGCAAGACUACUACCACCAGUGUCAAAGUUCAGCCUCUGCCCCAGGCGGCACCCCCUCCUCCAACCUAUAUCCCAAACCCCACCCAGGCCCCUCCUGCCCCAAGCCCAGCCUACAACCCUUCCCCUGUCUCUGCCCCCGCCCCCUUCCCACCAGUAGCACGUGGGGUGGCCCAGAGAGCCGAACGGUUUGCCGCCAGCAGUCGGACACCUCUCUGUGCAGCCUGCAACAGCAUCAUCAGGGGACCUUUUCUGGUGGCACUGGGUCGGUCCUGGCACCCAGAGGAGUUUAAUUGCCACUACUGCCACACCUCGCUGGCAGAUGUCUGCUUUGUGGAGGAGCAGAACAAUGUGUACUGUGAGAGCUGCUACAGGGAGUUCUUCGCCCCCACCUGCGCCCGGUGUAGUACCAAGAUCAUGGGGGAAGUGAUGCACGCGCUGCGGCAGACUUGGCACACCACAUGCUUUGUGUGUGCCGCCUGCGGCAAGCCGUUUGGCAACAGCCUCUUCCACAUGGAGGACGGCGAGCCCUACUGUGAGAAAGAUUACGUUGCCCUCUUCAGUACCAAGUGCCACGGCUGUGACUUCCCAGUGGAGGCCGGAGACAAGUUUAUCGAAGCACUGGGCCACACCUGGCACGAUACCUGCUUCGUCUGCGCGGUGUGCCACAUCAACCUGGAAGGCCAACCAUUCUACUCCAAGAAGGACAAACCCUUAUGCAAGAAGCAUGCCCAUGCCAUCAAUGUGUAGCUUCAGCAUGCAGGGUGUGGAAGGCAGGGCUGGUGGCUACUGUGUUACCCCUGACUUCACAGUCCCAUGGGAGGGCAGCGAAUGGGGGGUAAUCUCCACUGGCAGAAUGCCACCACCCUCAGCACAAAGAAUGGAAACGUCAACAGCAAUAUUGUGACAACAGAGAGAAUAAACGUAAAUCAACCCAUUUAAGAGCAAGUAGCUCAUUACAUCUACUGAAACCUAGUAAUGACAGCUGUCAAGCUAAAGAAACAAAACGUGGUUUUUUCUGGUUCUGUGGUUGUGAGAAAACAGAAAGUUCAGCUGUGACCAAGAUAUUUUGGAAAGUGGUCUAUCUUUAAUUAUAUAAAUUACUGUCUUUUUCUGAAAUUUCUAGUGUGCAGCUCAAUGGGUUAAUGUGUUAGUCAUCCUCAUUGACAUUAAAUCCCUUCUUGAUAUGAAUAUAUUCCAGGAGGAAAAAACAAGUGUCACCAAAUACAAGAUGGGAAACUCCGCAUAAAUGCAUAUCUGCAUUCAUGUUAUUUGUGAUUUAAAAAAAAUAUCUUGGUCCAAAGCUGACACAUUCAUAAAACUGUAGGACGAUCAGAUUUGUUAAAUUUAAGUUUGAGGUGAUGAAAUCCUUUGCCUAUUUUAAUAGGAUAAGUUUAUGGUGAAAAGGAUAGUUUAUGGUAGAGUAUGAAUAUUAAAUACAGAGUAGAAACUGAAAAUGUUAUAUAGUGUUUUCAGUUUAUUUUUAGAACUUUAUAACAGGCUAAUAGCUAUAAACCAACAUUAUAAAAUUAAUCAAAAGACUAGUUUAUUGACAUAAACGUGAUGAAGAAAUGAUUCAACACAUUUCAAAUACUUAUUUAAAACUCUUCAUAGUAAGAUCCAUGAUUUAUUUUUAAAGUAUUUAUUUUAUCUAUUUUAAUUUAUUUGCUUUUUCAUUGUCAGUUUAUAUUGUGCAUCAUUACUGCUUUGUAUCGGCAGCGAUGCUUUGUGAAUACAACGGUCACCUGCUGUUCAUUGGGUGUGGGCGCUACAAAUGUUUGGUUGCCCAGAGGGGAAACCGCUGCUUAGAGUACAGUACAGGUGUGGGAUGGGGUGACACUUUAAAGGAAGCUUCUCUUUUUAUUGAUGGCACGGGAAUAGGCUUGGUCAGCUGGUUGUCUGCACGUUGGCCUGCAGUAGGAAAGCAGGUGAUCUCCCACCUGCGGUCUUGAUGUAAGGUAUUUACAAGACCCAAAUCAACUUGAAAUCAUGGUGUGCCUUACGCUGUUACGGCAUACUGUUUUUUUUUUUUGGUUUUUUUUUGUCUAAAUUAGGAGGAAACGUUGUGUGUGUCUGUUUUUCUAAUUUAUGGCCAAACGGGCCCCACGUAACCUUUUUAUAUCACCAACAAUUUGUAAUGCUUGGGUUGUUAGGCAGAACGAGACCGGCACUCAUGCAUUUCUUUUUACAAUUGAUUUUCUAAAUUUUGUGUGUAGUCUCACUUUUUUUUUGUGACGCGUGUCUGCGAUUUAGCCGCUUCGUAGUGUUUGGGGUCCUUUUGCGAGACGUGCGCUGGUGAAACGGAGAAGCAAGUGUGACGGAAAGCCUGUCGUGUUUUCUGAAAAGAUACUGGAGGCUGCGGUUUGUGACCUGGCUUAGGAAAACACCAAAUAGAAAUCAUUUUUCAGGUGAGUCUGAAGAGGAAGAGAAUGAGGAAGAGGCUGAAGGGAAAACACACACACACACACACACACACACACACAUAAACCAGUAAUGUAGAAUUCCUUCCCUACAGUGCACCAAAGAGCCAUUCUAGGACCAAGUGGCCCUUUUUCAUAGAAAACAGCCUGCAGUGCUUUUUAUAAAGUACCUCUUUCACCAAUACUUUGUGAAAACACCCUAGAAGUACUUGUCGUUCCAACUUUAUCCCAUUUGCUCCUUUGUGAGCCACUUAGUUUGUGAUACAACUCAUAACCCAGACAGUUCAUCGCUAAAAUACGGAAUGGAGACUUCACAUAUUAUCACGUUUUCUUUCCCUGAAUGUAUUCGAAGAUAGCAAAUUCCCCCUUAAUAAUUCUGAAAUAUGUAUUUACUUUACUCAUUUAGCUGACACUUUCCCCCAAAGCGACUUACAAUGUUAA